ACCCGGAAAUCUCUUAGCCAGCUGAACGGCUUUCCUAGAGCGGAAGUCGGGAUUCCUUUCUGCGCAUACGUACUUCUGCCCUCUGCUUCUUGGGUGCCGAUUGCUCUGUUAGCGCUGCUUCACUUUGGCUCCGGAAAACAGCGUUCUGGGGAAGGGGAUGCGCGACCCGAGAAGAGGAGGAAGACCGCCACCUCGCGAGUAUCGCCAUGGAGGUGGAGGAGGCCUUCCCUCUGGUGGGUCAGAUGGGCCCCUUCCAGGUGUGGCUUUGCGUCUUGAUGGCGGUGCUGCUCCAGUGGUUUUUAAUUGGCAAUACUUCAUAUAAGAUCAGUGUUGCCAGUUCAUGUUUCUUUGGCGGUGUGUUUGUUGGAGUAAUUACUUUUGGGCAACUAUCAGAUCGUUUUGGGAGGAAAAAAGUCUUCCUUAUAGGUUUUGGCCUUGACAUUGUAUUUGCUGUUGCUAAUGGAUUUUCUCCUACAUAUGAGUUUUUUGCAGUUUCUCGUUUCUUGGUUGGAAUAAUGAAUGGUGGAAUGUCACUGGUUGCUUUUGUCCUGUUGAAUGAAUGUUUGGGAACUGCUUAUUGGGCAUUGGCAGGAUCACUUGGUUGCCUCUUCUUUGCUGUGGGAAUUGCUCAGUAUGCUUUGUUAGGAUAUCUCAUUCGCUCCUGGAGAUUAUUAGCAUUGAUGGUUAACCUGGAGGGAGCGGUAGUCUUUCUCCUUUGUCUAUUCAUUCCUGAGUCACCUCGUUGGUUAUAUUCCCAAGGUCGGCUCCAUGAAGCUGAAGAUUCUCUCUACCUCAUUGCAAAGAGAAACUACAAGCCCAAGUGCACUUUUUCACUUAAACUUCCAACUGCAUGGAGUUGUAAGGAGUCUUGUAGUAUUAUGGAUCUGUUCCGAUAUAAGAUCCUUUUGGGACGUACUCUGGUCAUGCUGUACAUCUGGUUUGUAUGCAGCUUGGUUUAUUAUGGUCUUACUCUCAAUGUGGGUGAUCUGGGUGGCAGUAUCUAUGCUAAUUUGGCUCUUUCUGGUCUAAUAGAGAUUCCUGCAUACCCACUCUGUAUCUAUUUGAUAGGCCAGAAAUGGUUUGGCCGUAAACGGACUCUUGCUGCAUUUUUGUUUCUAGGAGGACUAGCCUCUCUCCUUGUCAUGUUCCUUCCGCAACAGAAAGCUACAGGAGUAUUUGCAAUUGUGAACAACCGUUCUUUGUCUUUACUUGGAAAACUAACUAUCAGUUCAGCCUUUAACAUUGUGUAUAUUUACACAUCAGAACUCUAUCCUACCGUUAUCAGGAAUGUUGGAAUGGGAACCUGUUCUAUGUUUUCACGAAUUGGUGGAAUUAUUGCUCCUUUUGUCCCAUCUCUGAAAGUUAUAUAUUGGUAUCUGCCAUAUGUUGUGUUUGGAGUGGCAAGUGUGUUAGCUGGUUUUCUGAGUCUCUUACUGCCAGAAACCCUAAAUAGCCCACUGAUGGAAACAUUAUCUGAUAUACCAGUUUGCUCAUAUCGAAGGCUUGAAGGUGAAGCCAUGUCACUGAAGAUCUUAGAAGAUUCACAGUCUGACCAAGAUUCAUCCAGGACCGAAAGUGACAAUGAAGAAUUCUAUGAUGCCAGUGAAGAGACUCAGAUGAUCAAGUGAGGGAUCCCUGUUGAAUAUUAUGCUCUCUUUGUGGAAAAAAAGUUGGAUAAAUCUUACUUAAGUGCCAGGUGCAAUUGUGACAGUAGCAAUAUGAUAUUGUGCUUUUAAGAAAAAAAUAAAUUAUGAUUUUAAAUUAUCAGACUGUAAUAGAAGACUAUGGCCACCAGGAGGCUCCCUUGAUACAUGGAGCUGACUGAUUAGGACAGUAAGACAUAUGCAAGUGAACUCUAGUUUUGAAUCAUGGCAAUCCAUUUGUUACAAAGCCAAAUCUUCAGCAUAUAUUAGAAUCUUCUUUGCAUUUUGUUUUUGUUAAGUGAAUUUCAUGUUUGUUGCACUUUAGUUUUAUUUUACUGUACUAAAAAUUGACCAUGGAAAGCUAUAAUUAACUAUUGAAUAGGAAAAAAAUGGUUCAUAUAUUGCAAGAUGUUACAUUUAUACUGUAAAAUCUAAUGCUGUAUAUAAUACAGAAUUGUAUGAAUGUUUAGGAUUUUAUAGUGUGUGAUAAUGUUGCAAAGAAGAGAAAUUUGUAAGUUGCAAUGAUUGAUACUAUAAAAGGCAACUAAUCAUA
Thamnophis sirtalis is the source of this 2196-nucleotide messenger RNA. The record is from RefSeq and is a predicted model, not a curated record. Lineage: Eukaryota; Metazoa; Chordata; Lepidosauria; Squamata; Natricidae.